Messenger RNA from Volvox carteri f. nagariensis, 13551 nucleotides. RefSeq lists its product as uncharacterized. Gene Ontology annotation, cellular component: axoneme. Bases 1 to 13551 code for a protein of 4516 amino acids. Gene Ontology annotation, biological process: axonemal central apparatus assembly; cilium movement. NCBI's taxonomy places the organism in Eukaryota, Viridiplantae, Chlorophyta, Chlorophyceae, Chlamydomonadales, Volvocaceae. The record is from RefSeq and is a predicted model, not a curated record. The transcript is spliced from 33 exons.
AUGUGUGAUGCUGUACCGGUACAGGUGGAAUGUAAGGUACCCGUGGACGAACCCAUCUUCCAGCCUUUUCCGCCGGAGGUCACUUUCCACAACUAUGAGGCGUUUCAGACGUAUGAGGCCACUCUCUACCUCCGUAACAAUGACAAUGUGUCGCGCCGCGUCAAGGUCCUGCCCAUGGAGUCGCCAUACUUUUCCGUGCGGCGCGCGGCGGCGACGGGCAAGGACGACAGCAAAGUCGCGACGGGCAUGGAGGUGGCCUUCGUGGUUACCUUCCGGCCGGAAUCACGGGAUGACUACUCGUGUGACCUCGUGGUGUGCACUGAGCGCGAAAAGUUUGUGGUGCCGGUGCUGGCGGUGGGCGCAUCGGCCGCGCUGGACUUCCCCGACCUGGUAGAAUUCGGGUCCGUGCCAGCCAAAGUUGAGGCACGGCAGACGGUGUUCGUGCGCAACGUGGGCAGCAAGGCCGCGCACUUCAGCCUGUCGGCGCCGCAGCCCUUCACAGUGAGCCCAACAGCAGGCAACCUGGCGCCCGACGAGACGUUGCAAUGCACCGUCACAUUCGAGCCGCCGUCGGUGGGGCGGUACGAGGGCGAGCUUGAAAUUCAGUACGAUAGCGGCCGCUGCGUGUACGCACAGCUGCUGGGCAACGGUACCGAGCUGGAUGUGGGCGUGUCUCAGGGGGUGCUCACGAUGCUGUCCACGUUCGUGACCAAGUCCAGCCAGAAAACGUUCAAAAUUGUCAACAACAGCGACAGCAGCGUGACGUUCUCCGUGAAGCAGCGGUCCAGCGCAGAACAGGACAUGGCCAUCACGACGCAACGCCUGAACACGCUGACGACGUCAUCGCCGCGAGCCAAUCACCGGAACGACGAGGACGCGAUCUUCUCCAGCGCCGCUGCGCAGCUGUCGCGGCGGUUACAUAAGGCCCAGCGGGAAGCGCUACUGGACGCGUACCUCUUCACUGACCGCAGCUUCACGGUCAACCCGGUGGAGGGCACCAUCUGGCCACGCGGCGAGGUGGAGGUCGUGGUCACCUUCAGCCCCGACCACGCGCGCGACUACGAGGUGACCGCCUAUGUGGACGUCGCGGGCCGUGCGGACCGCCUGCCCGUGGUGUUCAAGGGCCGCGGCCUGGGCCCCGCCGCGGUCUUCUCCUACGACGUGCUUGACCUGGGCGACACGUGGGUCAACACGCUGCACCAGUAUGAGGUCGAGCUCCAGAACCGCGGCAAGAUUGACGUGGAGUACAGGAUGGUACCCCCAGGAAGCCCUUUUGGUAGCCGGUUUACUUUUGAGCCGGCCAGCGGGCGCCUGGCAGGUGGACAGAUCCAGGUCAUCAAGGUGAAGCUGCUGUCGGACCUGCUGGGUGCCUUUGACGAGACCUUCUCCUGGCAGAUUCGUGGCAGCAGCGAGCCGCUCAGCCUGCAGUUCCGCGGCCGCGUGUGUGCGCCGUCGUUCGAGGUGGAUGAGGAGGCACUGGACUUUGGGGUGUGCUCCUACGGGUUCAGGUACACAAAGGAGUUCACGCUCACGAACACCAGCGAGAUCCCGCUGCGCUUCCUGUGGCGGGUACCCACCGACCACGAAGAGCCGCGCGAGUUCCAGAUCCUUCCGGCCAAGGGCACCAUUCUGCCGCACGGCCGCGUGAAGAUCAAUGUGGAGUUCAUCAGCAGGACGGUUCAGCGUUACCGCACAGAGCUAGUCAUGGACAUCCCCGGUGUGGCGGAGCGCCAGCUGGUGCUGCCACUCACAGCAGAGUGCGCGGUACCCAAGCUCAGCCUGUAUUCGCGGACGUUGGAGUUUGGGGAGUGCAGCCUGCGCUACCCCUACAAGCAGGAGAUGCGCAUCGUCAACGAGUCCAAGCUGCCCGCCAAGUUUGAGGUGCUGCCGCAGGAGCCCAACUCCCUAGGCUUGGCAACCUUCACUGUUGAGCCGUCUUCAGGCGGCAUUCCCGCACGCGGAGAGCAGGCGGUAGAGCUGACCCUCACCACGUACACGCUGGGCAGAAUCCAGAUCCCAGUACGCAUCAAGGCGCUGGGAUCCAAGGGGCCGCCCCUGGAGCUCAUCCUUAACGCCAAAACCAUCACUCCCACAAUUGCUUUUGACAAGGUGCCGGUCCUCAAGGAGCAUUCGUUGCCACUGACGAUCAACAACAUCAGCGCCAUUCCCGCGGACUUCAAGCUCUUCAUCGAGUCCAAGGACAGCGUCUUCAGCGUGGAGCCGCGCCAGGCGCACCUGGAGCCCGGGGAGAGCUGUACGGCACAUGUGAUUGUCAAAAUGGACGAGAGUAUGGAUUUUUCGGAUACACUGCACGUGCUGAUCCAGGAGGGUGCCGAUAUGCCCGUCCCACUGACCGCCAGCGGCACGGGCAGCGCUAUCCUUGCUGAAGAGCUGUCCAGCGGCCUGGUGGACUUUGGGUACCAGUUUGUGGGUCGGCCCUUCAGCCGGGAGGUGACAGUCUACAACCUGGGACGUAAGGGCGUGUUGCUGGCCUGGACCUCCGCAAGGUUCGAUGAACUGAAGCGCGACUAUGCACGCGCGCACCGCGGCUCGGGCAAGAAGUUCGACCUGUCGCUCAUCCCCCCCGAGACGCAUCCCGUCUUCAACAUCUCCCCCGACAAGGUCCAGCUAGGCCCAAAGGAGGCAGCCACCUUCGCCAUCACCGGAAAUGCGCUGGUGCCGGGUGAGGUGCGCGAGCAGCUCGUGUGCAGCGGCACCUUUGGCAACUCCAACAAGAGCGCACGGCGCGUGUUCGAGACGUUCAUGCGCGCCGAUGUGGCUACGCCGCUGUUGCACUUUUCCGAGCGGCUGCUGCACUUCCGGCACGUGUACAAGAAGGGCAUGCCGGUGGAGACGCAGACCCGGCCGCUGACUAUCAAGAACAUCUCGCCGCUGCCGCUCACGUUUGCGCUGAGACCUAGCCCGCCGUUCGCCGUGGACCGCAGCUCUUGGACGCUUGAGGUGGAGGAGAGCGGCACCGUCAACGUCACUUUCGAUCCCAACUUUAAGGAGGAUCUCCAGAGUAUCCAAACGCGCACAAAGCUGCAAGUGCUGUACGUGGAUAAUCCGCAGCGCGACGCGGUGGACCUGCACGGCGACAUUGACUUUCCGAACCUGUCCUUCGAGAACCACACCAUCGACUUUGGCUCUGUGCUCCUGGACACCACACGGCGCGUGCCCGUGCGCGUCACGAACACCUCCAACGUGGACGUCGUGUACUCGUGGGCCUGGGACAAGGGCUCUGUGCAGGAGGAUGUGAACUCGGUCGCGUCCAUGUCGCUGCGGCAGGGCCGCCCGAAGCCGCCGCCCACGCAGCUGUUCGACGUGAUGCCCAUCCGCGGCGUGCUGCGCCCCGGCGAGGCGGAGACGAUGACGUUCUCCUUCUUCGCGUACCCCGGCGUCAAGGCGUCCUGCUCAGCUGUGUGUCAAGUGGAGGGCGGCCCCGCUUACACGGUUCACAUGUCUGGAGAGUCCAACAACAUCAAGUACAGCGUCGAGCCGCAGCUGCUGGACUUUGGCAUUCAGCUGUACGACCGCACCGUGGAGCGCGAGCUGACGCUGAGCAACUCGGGCAAGGUGCCGUUCACCUACACCUUCAACUUCACGCGGCUCUCACGGCCUGGCAUUGUGGAGGCGGUUCCGGUGACGGGGACCGUCGCACCGUUGACCAAGGAGACCGUCAAAAUCAGGGUUUGCCCGGGCAUUCCUGACAAGCUGGUGGAGACCCUGCUGGUGGAGGUGGCUCACUUCGAGCCAGUGCCCAUCCAGAUUCUGGUGGAGGGUGCCUAUGCAUCCGUAUCCAUCAACCUGCCGCGCGUACGCGAUGAACAGUUCAUGGCAUGUGUGGAGAAGGCACGUCUUGCAGUCAUCAAUGCCGCGGUUGCCAACGCGGCCGAUGAGGCCAACAAGCCCGGCGAAGCCCUAUCGUCAGAGAAGCGUGUGGAGGUGGAGGCGGAGCGGCUGCGGCUCAUCCAGCAGCUGCUGGAACGCGAGGUAGAGCGCCGCCGCCAGGCGGGCCGCCAGUCUGUGUCUAUCGACCCCGCACGCCGCGCGGCCCGCCUGGCGGCGCUGCAGCCGCCGCUCCCGGCGCUGGCAGUAUCACACUACGUGCUGGAUUUUGGCUAUGUGGUCAAGGGCCUUACGCGCACCCGGAAAUUUCGGAUCACCAACACCGGCACCCAGCAGGUGUCCUUCCGCUUUGAAAAGGGCCUUCUAGAAGUCCACGGCUUCAAGGUGGAUCCCGAAGUAGUGGCGCGGCUGCCGGGCGCGCCGGACUACGGCUUCGUGGAUGUUGCUGUGACCAUGCAGGCCAACAAGUCCAGCGUGCAGCCGGGCCCCUUGGAGCUGAUCUACCCGCUCAACAUCAAGGGCUCGCCGCCGGUGCUGCUGACGCUGCGCGCGCACGUCCAAAUGCCGGACAUGCGUAUGAGCACGGAGAUUUUGGACUUUGGUUCUUGCCUGACGGGUCAGUGCAAGGUGUUCACGGUGCAGCUGCACAAUCAGAAGCAGGUGCCGUGCGAGUUCUCGAUCAAGCGGCCGGCAGAGGUAAUCAAGGCCAAGGAUUGGCAGUUCUUUGUGUGCGAGCCGUCGGAGGGCACCCUGGAACCGGACCAGCGGCUAAAUCUCAAGGUCAUCUUUACGCCCGUCCUCAACCGCGAUGCGCCGUACAGCCAGGGCAUUCCUAUCCGCAUCAACCUCAACAAUAAGGUCAAGGAGCUCCAGUGCACGGGCCGCGGUCUGACGCCCAAAGUGACCUUCAACCCCAACUUUGUGGACUGCGGCCCGAUCCUGCCGUUCUUCGAGGGCCAGGCGCCCAACGAGGCCAAGGUCACCAUGUCCAAUCCCUGUCCCUUCCCCAUCGAGGUUGUAUCUCUGGAUUUUGACCCGCGCUACGCUGCGGACGAGGAGGCGCUGCGAGUCAUGGAAGGGUACAACGAGAACGGCAUCCUAUAUCUGCCGCCGCUUCACCCGGGCGAUGCUCUGUGGCCCGAAGUAGUGGAAGCGGCGGAGCAGCGAAAGCGCAUGGAAGCUGCAGCAGCGGAGGCGCAGGCGGCUGCGGACGCCGCCGCCGCAGCAGGGGUGGACGCGGCGGCAGCCGCGGCGGGCGCUGCCGCUGUGGAUGGCGUCGGCAGCCUGGAGGCAGUGGCUGGUGGCGCAACAGCAGCCGCAGCCGCAGCCGCUAAGAAGGCUGCGGAAAAGGCGGUUGUUCUGGUUGUUGGCCCGCACCUGGCGGGUAAGACGACGCAGGCGCGCAGGCUGGGGGUUCGGUACGGCGUGCCUGUGGUGCAGCUGGAUGAGAUGCUGCUGGCGGCGGCGGAUCUUGAGCCGCCGACAGCGGAAGAAUUGGCCGCCGCCGCCGCGGCAGCUCCUCCACCACCACCGGCGGAGGCUGACAGCGGCGACGCCUCUGAGACCGCGGCCGAGCUGGCGGCAGCCGUUGCCACUGACUCGGCUCCGCCGCCACCGCCACCUUUUGACAUGGAAAUAUCCGACUUGCUCUUCGACAAGGUGCUGAUGGAUCCUGAUUUCGACGGUCAGCCCGAUUACGUACCGCCGCACACACGGCUGACGACGGAGGAGCUUUAUGGUCUUGUUGUACGUGGCCUGCGGCACCUCCUGGCGCACCAGCCGACGGUGUACGGCAAGGGCCUCGUGCUGGACGGGCUGGCGUCACGUUACCUGCCGCCAGCGGUGGCGGCUAAGGCGCUUCUAGAGGCGCUAGGCAUGGAGCAAGUCGUACCGCCACCGCCGCCACCACCCGAGCCGGUGUUGGACCCAAAGGCGGCCAAGAAGACGCUGAAGAAAGGCGAGGAGCCGCCGCCGCCGCCACCGCCGCCGCCACCCAAACCAACAGGCUGGCGGGGGCCGUACACGGUGCAUGUGGUGCAUUUGGCUCCGGAGCCGACGCUUCUGGCGGGCCGGCUGCGCCUGCAGAACGAUGUUCGCGCUGCGGAGGCGAUGCUUGCCGACAAGGCUGGCGUGGAAGCCGAGGGCGAGCUGUCGGCAGGGCCGUCGUCGCUACUCGGCGGUGUUGCGCCUGCCGACAGCCCCACGCAAGUGGUGGGAGCGGAGGCCUCCAAGUUCGCCACCGGCGAGGGAGUCGCUGCCGCUACCGCUGCAGUCGCCGGCGGCACGUUGUCGGUCGCAACACGAAUGCCGGCGGCUGCCACGAACGAGGCUGCAUCGGCGUCGCCAUCGACGCAGCCGCCGGCGGCGGCGUCCAGCUCUGCAAUAUCCUCUGAAGAAGCCCAGAGGCAAUAUUUGGAGGAGGCGACACGUCUACUCGCAGAAUUCAACGAUACCAUAAUGGCGCCGCUGGAGGUGGAACUGGGGCCGUCGGGGCCAGACAACGUCGUGGUGCUGCGCCGCGCGGCAGCGGAGGGCUCGGAGGACAAGGUACACAAGGCGGUGGUGGGACUGGGCUUUCGCCUGGGCGUUCUGUCCACGGCGCUGCCCAGCGCACAAUGCGACGCGGAGCUGGUGCCGCCGAGAUACGCGAUGCAGAUUGUCCCACGGCCGCGGCCACGCCCGGCGCGCACGCCUGUGCAGCGCUUCAAAAUCUUCACCUUCAUCGAUCUGCUGAACGGCGCGGAGCCGCCACCGCCACCGCCGCCACCGCCGCCGCCGGCGCCUCCGUCCCCCACGGCAUCGGGACGGCCCAAGGGUUCCACGCGUGGCAAGAAGGGCGCAGCAGUGGUGGAGGAGCCGCCGCCGCCACCACCGCCGCCUCCGACGCGGAAGCUCAUCCCCGACACGCGGUGGGUCAUCCCUGCCGGCGGCUCUGUAGAAUUGCUGGUGCAGUUUGCCUCGCCCGAAGUGGGCAAGGUCACGGAGACACUCGCGUUCGAGGUGUUGGGCGGGGAACGUCUCAACACGCUGGUUCUCACAGGCACCUGCGACUACCCGCACAUAAGCACCGACUACCGCAACGUGUUUUACAAGAAGGUCAAGGCGCGGCCGCAGACGCCGCUGAUCCGCAGCCAGUACAUCAUCAGCAGGGGCGUGUUUGAGUUCGGGCCGCUGCUGCACAGCAAGGACGCGACGGGCUACCUAGAGGGUGCGCAUCCCGACAACACGGCGCGCAUCCGCAUUACCAACAACGGCCUCUUCGAUAACCACGUCGAGUUCAUGCUCAACGUGUUCUUGUUGCACCCACAGUCGCUCGACCUCAAGGUGGAUGAGACGCAGGAGCUGGUGGUGUACGCCUUCCCCAAGGCGGAUGGUCUGGUGGAGGACGUGAUCGUGUGCAGGAUCAAGGACAACCCCACACCUGUGGAGUUCCCUAUUUCGGUCAUCGGCGCCAAGCCGCAGGUCCAAUUUGAGCGGCUGUUGGUGAACAAGAAGGACAUAAAGACCUUCACCAUCACCAAUCCGGGGUUGCUACCCAUCAAGUGGCGUCUCAACAACCUGCAGGCGAUGCCCAAGGAGUUCACGGUGUAUCCGCAGUCGGGCGAGAUACCCGCCCGUUCCGACAUCGUGGUGACGGUGGAAUUCUCAGCGAUGGAGAAGCGCGUGUGCGAGGCCAAGCUGGUCCUGGAGGUGCUGGAUGCGCAGGAGCUGCAGGGCGUGGCGCACAGCAUUCCACUGCCCAUCAAGGGAGAGGCCUACAAGAUCGAAAUCGACAUCAACUUCCCACAGGUCAACUUCCCUGGAGUGGAUUAUGGCACGUUGCGUGUUGUGGACGAUGUCGCCAAGUCUGUUGCCAUCAAAAACACCGGCAAGUACGCCAUCGCGUAUAACUACACCAUGAAGCCGGGGUCUGCACUGCAAGGCCUGCUCACCAUCACCCCCUCCUCCGGCACGAUCGACCCCGGAAAGGACGCCAAGAUUGAAAUGGCAUGGAACAAGGACAAGAACGAGGUGACACUGGUUGGCAACAGCGACGUGACCCUGUCCAUCAUCGAGCCGCUGACCACCAACCGCGAGGACACCAUCCCCAUCCAGAUCUCCGCACGAGCCGUCUUCUCCAAGUAUGCUGUCACACCCGCGCGCGGCAUACACUUUGGCCCCGUCACCUACAACACCGCCUCCAAGCCCAAGGUCGUGGAAAUCACCAACCUGGGACAGUUUGAAUUCCGCUACCGCCUCUUUAACUACGCCAAUGGCCUGCCUGCGGCCACGCCGCCUCCAGCAGCGGCUGGCGGUGGUAAGGGUGCCUCGGUGGCCAAGCCCGGCAAGGCGGCGACGCUGCAGCCGCUGGCAAUCGGGCCCUUCACGUUCGACCCACAAGAGGGCGUUAUCCCACCGGGAGGCAGGAAGGAGGUAGCGGCGGUGUUCAACGCUGCUGGCGCAUCCACGUACUCGGAGGUUCUCGGUAUCGAUAUCAGCGAGCGGGACUUUGCGGAUCAGCCAUCAGGCAUUCCCAUUGAGGUCGCCGGCGAGUCGUGCAUCCCAGGCAUCGACGCGGAGAACACCGUUGCCAUCUUUGAGGAGCACGUCAUCUCGCCCUCCCUAGACCCUUUCAACCCCAUCAACAACGAGUUCUCGACACGUGAGCGGGUGUUCAACUUUGGCGCCCCGUUGCCGUCAGCGGCCGCGGCUUCCCAUGCGGUCCGUGCAAACCUGAAGUUCAUCAACCCGGUGAAGGUGCCGUGCGUGGUCAACUUCACCAUCAAGCCGCGGGGUAACCUGCCGCCAGGUGUGUGUACGGCCUUUCCCAUGGAGGUCUCCCCUGCUCAGCUGGUGAUCCCGCCCCUGGAGUACCGCUAUACUGCCAUCUACUUUGCGCCGCGUGCCAUCCAGUCCUACGUUGCGACUCUGGAAGCGGUGGUGGAGAACGGCGGGGAUCCAAAGACCAAGUCCUUCUCCUGCGAGGUGCGCGGGGAGGGCACGCUGCCCUCCCUUGCCAUCACCGAGCCCACGGUCAUGGACACCCAGGGCCGGCCCGUGCUGCGCUUCCCACGCUUGCUGCGUGGCCGGAGCUCCACAUUGCGAAUCGCGCUCAAGAAUAACGGCAUUUUGCCGGCCAAGGCGCGACUCGACAUGGCGCCGCAUCCUUCAUUCCGGCUGGAGGGAGCGGGCGGUGGCGGCGGCGGCGGUAGCGGCGGUACCGUCACCUCGGAAACGUUAACAGUGGAGAGCAAGCGCGGCGUGUCGUACAAUGUGGUGUUCACGCCAGCGGAUGUAGGCCCGGUGCAGCACGAGGUUCACCUGCGGGUGGCGAACAACCCGUUCGAGGACUACCGCUUCCUGCUUACCGGCGAGGGCUACCAGGAGGAUGUGACGUUCGACAUGCUGCCCAAUGACGCUCUCGACGUGCUGCGGCUACAGGAUGGACCCGUGGGUCGCCCCGUAACUGCCGUCUUUGCCCUGCGCAACCAUUCCGCGGUCAAAAACUUCCGCUUCCGUUGGCCAGCACCCGGCGCCCCCAGCUCCAACCCCCAUCUUACCGUGUCACCCGCGGUGGGCCACCUGCUGGCCGGCAGCAGCAAGGACAUCACACUCACCUUCUCUGCUGCGGCGCCAGUGAAGCUGCAGCCGCACGACAUCAAGGUGGCGCUCAUGCAGAUCAAUCACGCCGCCGGCACGCAGCCUGUGGACUGGGACGACCGGUCCGUGGUUGUGGAUUACGGGUUACCGCCGGGGCCCAAUGGCCAACCCUUGGCUACACCGGAGCCAGAGCCCCCGGUCACGGACGUGGCAGGCAGCACCCGUGAGCUGGUGCUGCAUGUGCACGCGUGUGCUGAUAACGCCAAGUACUCGUGCGAGGCGGGGCCCAUCGUGUUCAAGCCCACGAUGAUGUUCCAGACGCGUUCCUACACCUUCCCGCUCACCAACACAAGUGCCGCGCACCUAGACUAUAAGUUCACGGUCAUGCAGCCCGAUGGCGUCACCGUGGACGAGGCGAGUCUAUUCACCAUCAGCCCCGCCGGCGGUGUUAUCGAGGCCGGUCAGACCGCUCAGAUUACCGUGAAGUUUGCGCCCACGGAGGUGGAAGACUGCAACCGCGUGCUGGUGUGUCAGAUCCCGCACCUCGACCCGUCAUGUCCGCCGCUUGCACGGCCAAUGGCGGGCCGUGUGUUGCGUCCCUGGGCACACUUCGAGCUGCCUGAUUCGGACUACGUCUCCGCGGGACGUCGCAGCCCUGACAUGCCGGGCCCGUCUGGCUCCAUCGAGCCCUUGGACCCUGCUACUCGCGUGGUGGAAGUGGAAUCUCUGGGAGUGCGUGUACGCAACACCAAGCGCUUCUUCGUGCUCAACCCCACGGGCAUCGCCUACGAGUUCUUCUGGGAUAUCUGCGGCGGCGGCGGCGGCGGUACUUCAUCAUCGAGCCCGUUCACAUGCUUGACCCGGCGAGGCGUCAUCGGCGGGGGCCGGCGGUUUGAGAUGGUGUUCGAGUACACGCCCACGCAUGAUGCGGUGGUGGAGUCGUUUUGGCGAUUCCGCAUCCCGGAGCAGGGUAUCGAGGUUCCAUUCCUGCUGGUGGGCCUGGUCAGCGAGCCGCGUGUGGUACUGGACCGGCCUUCUAUCAACUUUGGGCAGAUCCUCAUGGGCUGCAAGGGUCAUGGCACCGUCACGCUGCUCAACAACGAGCACUUGCCCUUCCAGUUCGCCUUCGACAAGGGCUCCUACGACGCGACAGACGAACUCAUCAAGGCGACAGGUAACUACGGCGUGGUGCCAGCCCAGGGCUCCGUCGCCAUCUCCGCCACCUUUACACCGCGCCUGGAACGCGACAUCAACUACAAUGUUCAGUGCGUCGUCAAGAACAAGCCAAGCCGGCUGGUGCUCAACAUCAAGGGCGAGGGCACCGCCAUCCAUGAGGCGCUGCAGCUGGAGAACGCAGACGGCACCACGGUCCUGCUGGCGCCACGUCAGCCCAACGCGGUGGACUUUGGGCAGGUGCUGAUCAACGAACGUUGCGUCAAGGCGCUGGCGUUCGUCAACUCUGGCCAGGUCAACUUCAACUUUGUGUGGGAUGUGGGCACCAACCCGCGCAUCACCAUUCACCCGGAAAGCGGCACCGUGCCGCGUGGCGAGCGGCUCAUGUGCGAGAUCGCAUACAAUCCGCACGGGCCAGACAAGCUGCAAGACUACAAGGUGACGUGCCAGAUCGUCAACGGCCCCAAGUACACGCUGCUGCUCAAUGGCGUGGGCCACAAGCCGCGUCUGGACCUGUCCUGGUUCAACCACGACUUUGGGCUGCAGCCCGUGUGGCAGCCGGGCAUGGCGCCCGCCGUCCGGCCUCUACGCCUGCGCAACGACGAUUCGCAGCCCAUUGCAGUGGACCCCCACUGGGAUGCCGCCGCGCCUGGCGCCGGUGACUGGCAGGUGGAUUGUGGCCCGCUGGUGCUACAGCCCGGUGAGAGCCGCGAGUGGGUCGUCACCUUCAAGCCCCACGCUGCGGUGCCAGCGGUGCUGUCACUGCCGCUGGAAAUCAACGGGCUCUACACAGUCCAUGUGGAGGCGCGCGGCGAAGGCAGCCCGCUACGAGUUGAAGUGGCGAACCCGGCCCACCGCGCCAUUAACUUUGGGCCCGUCGCGGCGAGCGGCUCUGCAACCCGAGUGGUACCGGUCACCAACCGCGGCCGCACCACCGUGACCCUCAAUCUAGGCCCUAGCGCAGAGCUACUGGCUCGGUGCGCCAUCGACGUCAUCCCCGGCUCCACUACGGACGUCCUUCUACGGCCACGAGAGACCACCGACCUGACGUUCUUCUUCCGGCCCACUGCCCGCAUGAGGCCUUUCACCGAGGAGCUGCUAGUCAGCUUAUGCGGUGUGACCACGCCGCUGGCGACACUCACCGGCGCCUGUUUAGGCACGGAGCUGCGACUUGCGUCGGACUCGCUGCCGUUCGGGCCUGUGGUGUUGGGCAGCCGUGUGGUGAAGCGCCUACAGCUGGAGAACACGGGCGACGUGGGCACCAAGUUUGCAUGGGACGUACGCGGCCUGGGACCGCACUUCUCCAUCUUCCCCGCUGAAGGCUUCUUGGCGCCGGGACAGGACGUGAAACUUGACGUCGCGUUCCACCCCACGGAAGUCAACCCUGACAUCCGCGUGGAUAAGGUCCGACUCCGAGUGGAGGGCGGCACGGACUGCAGCCUGACGCUGACGGGAGCCUGCAUCGCCUCCGCCGCGCAGCCGGAGGUUGUGUCCUUUGCCUGCAACGUCCGCGCUUCCGCAAACCAAUCCAUCACCAUCACAAAUGCCUCCUCCAGUACCUGGUCGCUGCGGCCCGUCAUCCAGAACGAUUUCUUCUCCGGGCCCGAGUCUCUGACAGUGCCCGCCAACGGCAAGGCCUCCUAUACCAUUACCUUCCGGCCGUUGACGAUGUCCUCGCCCGACCAGCCCCACGAAGGCAGCGUCUUCUUCCCAAUUCCUGACGGAACAGGCCUGCUGUACCGGUUGGUAGGUCGUGCGGAGGCACCCGUGCCGGAGGGUGUCGUGGAACGGCACAUCCAGGCAAAGUCUCAACACACGGAGGUCUUCAAGUGCCACAACUGGCUGCACCGGCCGCAGCGCUUCCAUGUGCUCGUGGAGCGCAAGACGGGCGAUAAGUCGACGCAGCUGUUGGUGCCUGAGUACGUGGACGUCCCGGCACUGUCGUCCAAGGAUGUGAAGAUGGGCGUCAUGUCGUUCACAGCGUCCACCACGCAGGCUGUUGUCAAGUUCAAGAACGAGGCGACGGGCGAGUACCUGUUCUACGACUGCAAGUUCACCGCCGCGCCGCCCGCCCAGCGCGGCACCCUCUCGCUUGAGUGCCCGGUGCGCACGCAAACUACCGCACGUGUGUCCGUGGCCAACCCGCUGCCCGAGGACGUUACCUUGCGCGGCUCCGCCACGAACAAGCACGUCCAGGUGCCCGCCUCCACGCUCCUGCGCGCCGGUUCCACCACUGAAAUCGAAGUCCGCUACCGGCCCCUGGUGGUGGGCCACUCGGAAGCACUGUUUCGUCUGGACAGCCCCGAGCUGGGCCUCUUCGAGUGGGCCCUGAAGCUGGCCGGCACCCCCACCAACCCGGAGCGCAGCCUUGCCUUCAAUGUGCCGCUGGGCGGCCGGGAGACGCAGAUCUUCCGCUUUACGCACUGGCUGGACGAGCGGGCGGAGUACAAGGUCAGCUUCAAGUCCAGCGGCACCCAUGUGGCCGCCGGUGGCGCGUUUACAGCCGCGGCAAGCGUUGUGGCGCCGCCGGCUGUGGCGGGCCUGGCGGCGGGCUCAGAAGCGUCACUGGAUGUGCACUUUGAGCCCACGGCGAUUGGGGAAAACAUCCGCGACACGCUCGUGGUGGUGUCAACUACGGGCGGCGAGUACCAGUGCCCGCUGGUGGGCCGCUGCAUCCCGCCCAAGCCGCAAGGUCCAGUGGAUGUGAGCAAGGGCACCGCGGUGCUGCCCUUCACCAACGUCUUCACGGCCGACGCGGAGUUCCAGAUGGCGGUUGAUAACCCCGCGUUCGUGGUCAAAAACAGCGAGAAGAUUGCGUCCAAAAAGUCGUCUAACAUCGCCAUCCAGUACAAGCCCAUCGAGCCCGGCCGCACGCCCAAGACUGGAAAGCUUACCAUCUCCUGCCCCGCGCAGACGAGCAGUCAGUGGGUGUACUACCUGCAGGCAUGA